UAGAGUGUAGCAUCUCUCAUUUCUGUGUAGAGUGGGUUGCAGGAGGAUACAUACGGCCAUCUCCGAUUGGUCAGUCCACACAAUGUUGCCGCUCACGCCCCUCAACUCAAACUUCUCCCUCCGCCCAUCUCCGCCACAAGUCGCUCUCAACCGCCUCCGGAGCACCCACUUCCCGCCCUCAGCGCGCCGGAGCUUGCAGGUCCAAGCGACUGUCGGCGGUGGAGACCAGAGCCAGACGAUGACGACGACUUCGUUGGACAGUAAAGAGAUGAAGGAGAAGAAGGGGCCAAUGGAGCCUAGUUCCAGCGUUGACGAAGGGAUAAACGUGAGAGCGGUGGUGACAAUAAAGAAGAAGAUGAAGGAGAAGAUCGGUGAAAAGCUUGGGGAUCAGUGGGAGUACUUGGUCAACGGCGUUGGUCAAGGCAUCAAGAUUCAACUCAUUAGCCACGACAUCGACCCUGUUACUAAUUCUGGGAAAAGCGUGCAAACCUACGUGAAAGGGUGGAUACCGAAACCGUCGAACGUGUCUUACAUUGUGGAGUACACUGCUGAUUUCAGCGUCCCAAGUGGCUUUGGAUGCCCGGGUGCAGUUCUCAUCACUAAUCUUCACGGGAAAGAGUUCUUCCUUGUGGAGAUCAUCGUUCAUGGCUUCAGUGGAGGACCCGUUUUCUUCCCAGCAAACACCUGGAUUCAUUCCCGAAAUGACAACCCUGAAAGCAGAAUCAUAUUCAAUAACCAAGCAUACUUACCGUCACAAACACCAGCUGGUAUCAAAGAUCUUCGCCAUGAGGAUUUGCUAAGCGUAAGGGGUAACCAGCACGGGAUAAGAAAGCAGCAUGAAAGAAUCUAUGAUUAUGAUACGUAUAAUGACUUGGGCAACCCUGAUAAGGACGAGGAGCUUGCGCGGCCUGUCCUUGGGGGUCACGAGAGGCCUUAUCCUCGUCGUUGUAGAACUGGCAGACCUCCCACUCUCUCUGAUCCACUGUCUGAGAGUAGAAUUGAGAAGCCUCAUCCGGUUUAUGUACCUCGGGAUGAAACUUUUGAGGAGAUCAAGCAGAACACCUUCUCCGCUGGGAGGUUGAAAGCUCUGUUCCACAAUCUAUUGCCCUCACUUGCCGCCUCAUUGUCGAGUUCAGACAUUCCUUUCAAGUGCUUCUCCGACAUUGACAAGCUUUAUAUUGAGGGUGUUCUGUUGAGAGAUGAAGAGAGCAAAGGGGUAGUGGAAAAUCUCCUAGUUGGCAAGAUGAUGAAACAGGUCCUGAGUGCUGGAGAGAGUUUGUUGAAAUAUGAAAUUCCUGCUGUUAUAAAAGGGGAUAAAUUUUCUUGGUUGCGGGACAACGAAUUUGCAAGACAGACCUUAGCAGGGGUCAAUCCAGUGAAUAUUGAGCUGUUGAAGGAAUUCCCCAUCCGCAGCAAUCUGGAUCCUGCCCUCUAUGGGCCUCCUGAAUCUGCAAUAACAAAGGAACUUCUAGAGCAAGAACUUAGUGGAAUGAGCUUGGAACAGGCUAUUGAGGAAAAGAGACUGUUUAUCCUUGAUUACCAUGACAUGCUCUUGCCCUUCAUCAAGAAGAUGAACUCUUUACCUGGGAGGAAAGCUUAUGCCUCUCGGACAAUUCUCUUCUAUACAAAGGCUGGCAUUCUUCGUCCUAUAGCAAUUGAGCUUUCACUUCCUAAAAUGCACUCCUCCCCACAAAACAAAAGAGUUUACACCCAAGGACAUGAUGCCACAACACACUGGAUUUGGAAGUUGGCAAAAGCUCAUGUCAGCUCAAAUGAUGCUGGCGUCCACCAACUAGUAAAUCAUUGGUUGAGGACUCAUGCAUGCAUGGAGCCAUAUAUUAUUGCAACUCAUAGACAGCUAAGCUCCAUGCAUCCAAUUUACAAGCUGUUACAUCCUCAUAUGCGCUACACAUUAGAAAUUAAUGCGCUUGCUCGGCAAAAUCUGAUAAACGGAGGUGGUAUUAUUGAAGCUUCUUUCAGUCCAGGAAAGUAUGCCAUGGAACUUAGUUCAGCAGCUUACAAGAACCUGUGGCGAUUUGAUAUGGAGUCACUGCCAGCAGAUCUUAUUCGGAGGGGCAUGGCAGUAGAAGACCCUUCAAUGCCCUGUGGUGUAAAACUCGUGAUUGAAGACUACCCUUAUGCUGCAGAUGGACUCUUGAUAUGGUCCGCCAUAAAAGAAUGGGUAGAAUCUUAUGUUGGGCACUUCUACUCUGAUUCAAAUUCAGUCACAUCUGAUGUUGAACUCCAAGCAUGGUGGAGUGAAAUCAAGUUAAAGGGUCACUGUGACAAAAAAAAUGAACCCUGGUGGCCUAAACUCGAUACCCAACAGGACCUAUCUGGUAUACUUACAACAAUGAUAUGGGUCGCUUCAGGCCAACAUGCAGCAAUUAAUUUUGGACAAUACCCCUUUGGAGGAUACGUUCCUAACCGACCUACCCUAAUGAGAAAACUGAUCCCACAGGAGAACGAUCCUGAAUUUGAGAAGUUUAUUCAAAAUCCUCAAAUUGUUUUCCUGUCAUCACUGCCUACUCAACUUCAAGCUACCAAAGUAAUGGCUGUUCAGGACACACUUUCAACUCAUUCCCCUGAUGAAGAGUAUUUGGGUCAGCUUAACCCUCUGCACAAUCACUGGAUCAAUGAUCAUGAAAUCCUCGAAUUGUUUAAUAAAUUCUCUGCUAAACUGGAGGAAAUUGAGGAAAUAAUAAAUGCAAGAAACAAAGACACCCGUUUGAGAAACAGAAGUGGUGCAGGUGUCCCUCCCUAUGAACUCUUGCUCCGCUCAUCUGGACCCGGAGUUACAGGUCGUGGAAUUCCCAAUAGCAUAUCUAUAUGAUCAUUAUUCACACUGUAUUAGUGAAAGUCAUAUUUAUUCACCCUAAACUCCAACUUAUACCAUUAAAAAUAAAAGACAGUUUUUGUAAUUA
This is a messenger RNA of Vigna radiata var. radiata (mung bean), 2924 nucleotides long. RefSeq names its product lipoxygenase 6, chloroplastic. Gene Ontology annotation, biological process: lipid oxidation. The transcript is spliced from 9 exons. The coding region runs from base 83 to 2833 and encodes 916 amino acids. Gene Ontology annotation, molecular function: oxidoreductase activity, acting on single donors with incorporation of molecular oxygen, incorporation of two atoms of oxygen; metal ion binding; protein binding. The record is from RefSeq and is a predicted model, not a curated record. Lineage: Eukaryota; Viridiplantae; Streptophyta; Magnoliopsida; Fabales; Fabaceae.